AUGGAGCAUGCUUUCAUGCAUUGUGAGUGGACAAAAAGGGUCUGGUUCAGUUCUCCUCUAACCUUACAUCAUGUUCAUGACAUCAAUUUUAAUGAAUGGUACCAGAAUAUGCUAAACAUUACAGACCGACAGUGCAUGCAAAUGAUAAACUCUAUUCUGUAUAGCAUUUGGAAGUCUAGAAACGAUUUAGUCUUUAAUAAGAAAGACAUACCUGCCUAUAGUGCAAUGGAGAAAGCUCUUCAAUGCCUUGAGGAUUACCAGCGCAGCUGUGAUACUGAGAAAGCUCACCCAGAUGACUCCACCUCUUCGAAAACUCGGAACGAUAUAAGCUGGAGUCCACCUCCUAUGUCCUGCUUGAAGCUCAACGUGGAUUCUCACCUUCUUGAAGGUGUUAGCCGUUGGGGUUUAGGUAUGGUUCUGCGGAGGGAGGAUGGCCGCUGCAUCGGGGCGAUGACGAAAUUGGUAACAGGGUCGGGGGAUGUGGCUUUAGCUGAAACAACAGGUCUCUUUGAAGCUCUUCAGUGGGCAACAAACAUCAAGGAUAUGGAGGUCAUUGUUGAGAUGGACGCUGCGGUGGUGGUUCGUGCGAUUCAGACACGGCGGUUCCCUAAAAAAAAACAUCACUUCAUUUUUGAAUUCUUCUGCUCCUUGGCCAGAAGUUUUGGACCGUCUCUCACAGCUAUUUCUUGUCCAUUAGGAAGUGUUCCCUAA
Molecule: messenger RNA, 711 nt
Organism: Trifolium pratense (red clover)
Lineage: Eukaryota; Viridiplantae; Streptophyta; Magnoliopsida; Fabales; Fabaceae
Exons: 1
Coding region: 1-711 (236 amino acids)
Molecular function (GO): nucleic acid binding; RNA-DNA hybrid ribonuclease activity
Source: RefSeq, a predicted model, not a curated record